Pundamilia nyererei is the source of this 2029-nucleotide messenger RNA. RefSeq names its product PR domain containing 8b (gene prdm8b). Gene Ontology annotation, cellular component: nucleus. The record is from RefSeq and is a predicted model, not a curated record. The transcript is spliced from 2 exons. Gene Ontology annotation, biological process: regulation of DNA-templated transcription; oligodendrocyte development. NCBI's taxonomy places the organism in Eukaryota, Metazoa, Chordata, Actinopteri, Cichliformes, Cichlidae. Bases 1 to 1407 code for a protein of 468 amino acids.
AUGAGCCCGAACACAGUACAGACAGCAUCAGCAGCACUGACAGCAGCGGCAGAGAUCCGCUGUGAGAGACUGCCCGGGAUACCCAGGCGCUCUGACCGCAUGGAGAACCGGCUGGCACGGCGGGAGGCAGCGGGAGCGCGCGGUGCCCCCGGUUCAUCCCACCACUCCUGUCCGGACUGCAGCCAGCGGUUCCAGUUUGAGUUCCCUUUCUUGGCCCAUCUCCGGUUCCGUUGCACCAAGAGACUGCAGAGCAUUGCUGCAGCCGACGAGGAGCACAGCAAAGACAGCGGCACAGAGCGACCAAACGCAACCCCAACCAGGACCAGCCCAAAGGUAGUCCGCUCCGAAGGUUUCAGCAGUCAUCAGGACAACAAUAAACCCUCCACAGACUUUCAUAACCUAGCCAGGGAUCUAGAGAACAACCGGACCAGCCCGCCGAGUGACAAGGAGGCCGAGAUCUGCAGCGAGAGCUCGGGCAAGAGGAAGUUCUCCGAAAUAGAGGACAGGGAGUGCAGAGGACCCAGCCUUCCGCAGUCCAAGUCUAAAGACGAGCUUGCAACGUCUGUGCAGAAUUACAGAGGAGCAUAUGGCCUAGAGGACAACCACCGGUCCUUCUCCCCACCAGGCUCCAUAGAGCUGGGAGAGGUAAAGCGCAGCGCCUUUACUGAGGUUAAGUCAGCCCAGCACUCCAAACAGCACAGCAGCAGCAAAAGUCUCCAAAGCUCCAACUCUGAAAACAAAGAUGGAGGUCGGCCCAGCAGCAACCCCUCGGAGAAACACCUUAGCAUCAGGUCUGUGCUGUCAGAGACGCAGCCGCCCCAAAGCUCGCCCAUGGGCAGUGCUUUCACCUCCGUCAGCCAGCAAGGAGGUGGCAGUGGUGGGGAGAGGAAGAGUGCCUUCAGUCAGCCAUCUCGCUCCUUUUCGCAGAUCUCACCACUGGUGAUGCCACCCAAGCUGCUGGACUGCCACCCAGCGGUGGGCGACACCAUCUCCUCCAACAGACUCUACCAGGCUGACCACCUUGCUGCCAAGCUGCAGGGUGCAGAACUGGGCGCCAACUGCCCCGUGCCGGGCGGCAUGGCCAAGCAGAACCCCUUUGUCUACGCCACCGCCUUCUGGCCCAAGAACUCCGGACCUAUCCAGCUUCAGAUGCCCUCAGCUCUCACCCUGCUGCCUCCCUCAUUCACCUCGCUCUGUCUGCCCGCUCAGAACUGGUGCGCCAAGUGCAACGCCUCCUUCCGCAUGACCUCAGACCUGGUUUACCACAUGCGAUCCCACCACAAAAAGGAGUACUCCAUGGAGCCUCUGGUCAAGCGGCGGCGCGAGGAGAAGCUCAAGUGCCCCAUAUGCAACGAGUCCUUCCGGGAACGGCAUCACUUGUCACGUCACAUGACCUCCCAUAACUGACUUUUUGAAACUAACAAGGACGAGACUUUUGUUUAACAUGGACGGAUUGUCAACCUGCCUGGAUUUAAGCACUCCAACUGGAAAUAGACCACUUAAAAACACAAGAACACCCCUUGCACUUACUUUCACUUUGGACUAUAAUCUUUGAAUUCCUUUUCUGUCUGUUUGCUUUUACUCCCCUGUAAAAACAAUUAAUGUUUUGGGUGUAUGCAAAUGCGUUUUGACUUCAAAAAUGAAUCUAUUUAUGAAAAGUUCACUUAAAAGUUUGAGAAUAAGGGAAGAUUUAAAUAUGUGUAAUUGUACAGUAAGUUGUAUUUUAUAUCAUAUAAAUGCAAAUAUAGAGAAAAAUGACAAAUGUAGUCAUACAUCAUGGUUUACAACGCAGCGAGUUUUUUCAUGUCUACAACCAAUAUGGACACAAAUUGGGGAUAUUAUGUCAGACUAUAUUUCAGAGUGCAUGUAAUAUGAAAUGAUAUUGAUUUAAGAUGCAGUCUAUACAUUACAAUGUAAAUAAUUUGUUUUAUUUGAAAUACAAAGUGUAAUAUUUUGUGUCAGUGGGGAAUAGUUUCAGUGUUUCUUCCUUUUGCGGGAAUUUACUACUUGAUAGUUUAUCUAAUCAUGU